Messenger RNA from Physcomitrium patens, 3162 nucleotides. Lineage: Eukaryota; Viridiplantae; Streptophyta; Bryopsida; Funariales; Funariaceae. The record is from RefSeq and is a predicted model, not a curated record.
GGGGACCUUGUUACGAGUCCUUGCUGCUGUUUUGUUUUGAUGGGAUCCUAGAAUCACGUCAGGCUUUUGCUUCAGGGUUUGUGUUUCCUCGCUCGUCGUCUCGUUCCGCUCGAAUUUUCCCUUAGCGUUAGAGGUUGUAGGUAGAGCAUGUGUGGCGACGAAGGUUGUGUUACUUGUUGGUGGUUUAGAACGCGCAGCUUCGGACUUCGUUUGUGCGGAGAAGUGAGUGCCGCAAAUCGGGGAAUGUUGGCCUCCUCCCCGUCGCAGUUUGGAGUCGAGUUGGGCGAAUUCAUGUCGAGUACGCGACUUGGCGGUAUUUGCGUAAACACGAGCUAGUCGGCUCUCUAGCUCAGUUCAGGGGUUUUGGUUGUUCGUGCAUACAAAUCUCCGUGGUGGCGAUCAGAAGUUUUGCUCCGCUAGUUUUGGAUUCGACGUCACCACAAGUGACACAAUUGUCGGUACUACAGAAUCGGGAAGAAUCGAGCCGUGGUGUGUUGUCCACGUUGUUGUCCAGAACUAUUCUGGUUAUUUCUCCGCUUUGCAAGUGUUGGAUCUAUUCCAUACCUCGUGUUUCUUCUAUUCCUCCAUACCAGGGUUAGGGGUUUGAAACCAUAAAUAAUGACAGAAACGAAGCCUUGUCGGUGGGGGCUGCUCAUUCGGCAGGCUAGCGUGUUGGGGCGCUUCAAAAAUAAGCUGAAGUUGAAGAAACUUGAAUGGAAAAGGUUUUACGAACACUUCUGGGGACCGGCGCAACCGAUUCCUGCAUCGGAAGCUGAGUAUAAUGAUUGGAUAGACAGCUACCAUGCAGCUGAAGGCAGUAGUGCGCCAUCUCGCAACUUGCAAGUUGAGUUCAGGGGUUGGGCUGAUAGCCAUCAUAGCGCCGAAGGCAGCCAUGUGUCCGAUUUUGACUCGAAGUACCUCGAUCCCUUAUCUCCUGAGGAUUACGGGUCUCUUGUCCAACCGGAGCCGAUUGGGAGAUUACCUUUAUACCAACCAGGUCACCAAAGUCCAGUGCCUGGCAUGCGUCCUACAGUUUCCCCCGUGUUUCAGCAUGAUUUGGGAAUGCAAUCACAAGGAGGGGAGUUUCAGCCGAUGCUAGCUGGCAAUGAUUUUGUGGACUCGACAUUGGUGGGUUCGGCAGUUGUCGACGUAUCGAAUGCUUCAGAACUUAAUCAAAUUCCUUCCACACCAGGGAUGGCUCAUUUAAACUCAUUUGAUUCAUCCUCUCUGUCCGCCAAUGGACAUUUCGACGCGGACAAUGAUAACAUUGUGGAAUGGCAAUCGCCCAGUUCCGCUCAAGUAGGAAAUCAAAGCUUGUCUCCUUUUUGCAUGGAUGCUAGAAGCAAUAUGGACAUGAUAGAUUCGGGGAGUUCUUCCACCAUACCUUUGAAGUUCGAAGACCGCUUGCAGUGGUUCAAACAGUUUUUCGAAAUUGGUGCGGAGGAUGCUGUAUUAGCACCUCACCAAGCCAAUGCAGGGCGAGGUUGGGGAGUCAUGGUUCGAAUUAUCGGCGCCUGUAUAAGGCUCACAAGGCUUGUACGGAGGAAAAAGUUGGAGAAACGUCCACUGCAGGGACAGUCUAUCAUACGAAAGAAAAUUAGAGGAUUCGGUGAGAACCGCAGUCAGCUGUACAAGGGAGUUCGGAGGAGAAAUGGGAAAUGGGUGUCCGAGAUCAGGAUAGGUCAAACAAACGAGAAAGUAUGGCUUGGCUCUUAUGAUACCGAAAAGGAGGCUGCACUUGCAUUUGAUGCAGGAAAGUAUCAUUGCAGUGCCAAGAGGUGCCGAAGUUUCAACUUCCCGGAUUCUCCUAAGUACCUUGGGCCUCUUGUAAACGUACGUAGCCUCUCCAAAUCGGACAGAAGAAAGGCCAUUCAGAAGUUGGCGGAGGAUCACGUUAAAACUUGUUCAUCGGCAUUAUGCUGAACAAAUAGCUUGUUUUCUUGCGUAUCAUUCUCUCAAUACCUUGGGCUAUUACGACCAUGAUAUCAUUGACUGGAUAUCUGGUCGUGGUAGUUGUCUCCAUGGCAUUGUCUCAGUACAUUAAUCGCGAGGUCGAUAACCUCCUCUAGGGUCUUUCUAUUUUAUUUUUUACCUUUCUUAUCGGAGGAAAAAAAAAAAAAAAACUGAUCGAUAAUUACCGUUAUCGGGGGAAACACAGGUUUCUUCAUUAUGUGUGCCGUUGUCUAUCGUUUUUAUAGCCACUAAAUAAAUAAAUAAAUAAGCAGUUUUGUGAAUUUGAUAGCUAGAGUUGUAAGGGUUCGUCAGGGUUGACCCCAGAGGCUAAUAGUGAAGAGGUAGACAAUUCAUUUCAGCUUACCUGCAAUGGAGCAAGUAUUGAACAGGUGACAUAAUAGCUGGAAUGUAGCAUUUUGUCUUGGUUUAGAACGCUCUAUGGUAUGCAAUAGACGUUCUCUACUGGGAUGGGGAGCAUGUGGGCGAAUGCUCUUAAUUUCCCUUGUGCUGUUUAUCUGAGCUAAAUCCUCCUGCUGUUGGAGAUAACGAGUGCGUUCGUCAACAAAUUGCCCACCUUUCAGAUCAAGGUGCUUGUUAUUUAAGCGGCAUUGCUUGAAUCAGACAUUCGCAGACAGGACCUCGUAGUUUUCUUUGGUCUUGGAGAUCUGCAAGUUCUAGGAAAACCUUAUCUAAAGAUGAAAAUGACGGCAGAUCAUUCAAUGUCCUUGCUGAGCCAAGAUUGCGACGCUUCGAUUUUCAUGUUAAGAUGGCAGACCAUCGGAUCGUGCAGAGAAAGAAGGCCAUCACAAACGCUCUUUUGGGCACGAAGAAGAGCAGCGUGUUGAGUUUGCUGAAUCAGAUACUGAGUACAACGCAGCCAAUCAAGAAGCUACGCAGUCCUUGUAGGAUGUAAGAACAGCCAUUGACGAGUAUGUGAGACGCUUUUGCAUCGUGUGAAUUUGUUCAGGGCUGAAAGAUUCAUUCGCCACUUCAAUUUUUUGCAGUUGCGAUUUGUUCAAAUUUCUUUGCUGCACGUGAUGUCCAAUUUGUGGUGCUCGGUGAUUAUUCUCAAUUUUUACAUUGAACCAUUUCCUAUCUGGAAUAAGGCGUUCAGGCGGAGCUCCGGGAAAGGUUCAGGCAUGUUCUUUUAAAAUAAUUCGUUGGGAUGUUUUCUACAUUCUAAUUAAAUGAAUUUAUUUUGGAAGUCAA